Drosophila grimshawi is the source of this 952-nucleotide messenger RNA. RefSeq names its product 40S ribosomal protein S6 (gene RpS6). Gene Ontology annotation, biological process: translation. The record is from RefSeq and is a predicted model, not a curated record. Lineage: Eukaryota; Metazoa; Arthropoda; Insecta; Diptera; Drosophilidae. The coding region runs from base 87 to 833 and encodes 248 amino acids. Gene Ontology annotation, cellular component: ribosome. The transcript has 3 exons. Gene Ontology annotation, molecular function: structural constituent of ribosome.
AUCCCUAUUUCCUUUCCCUUACCUAGCUGGGAUUUGACAAGACCGAUUCUUUUUUUUUCUGUGUUGAUUGCAGCAAGACCAACAUAAUGAAGCUGAACGUUUCCUAUCCCGCAACGGGAUGCCAAAAGCUAUUCGAAGUCGUCGAUGAGCACAAGCUGCGCGUCUUCUACGAGAAGCGUAUGGGCCAAAUUGUGGAAGCCGACAUCCUCGGCGACGAGUGGAAGGGCUACCAGCUGCGCAUCUCUGGCGGCAAUGACAAGCAGGGCUUCCCCAUGAAACAGGGAGUCCUCUCGCACGGUCGUGUGCGUCUGUUGUUGAAGAAGGGUCACUCCUGCUAUCGUCCACGUCGUACGGGUGAGCGUAAGCGCAAAUCUGUGCGUGGCUGCAUUGUGGAUGCUAACAUGUCGGUGCUGGCUCUGGUUGUCGUCAAGAAGGGUGAACAGGAUAUUGGCGGUCUGACCGACACGACAAUUCCACGUCGUUUGGGUCCCAAGCGUGCGAGCAAAAUCCGUAAGCUUUACAAUUUGACCAAGGAGGAUGAUGUGCGUAGCUUCGUGGUGCGUCGCCCAUUGCCCGCCAAGGAUAACAAGAAAGCCACAUCGAAGGCACCCAAAAUCCAGCGUCUCAUCACACCAGUGGUGCUGCAACGCAAGCACAGACGCAUUGCCCUGAAGAAGAAGCGUCAGUUGGCCUGCAAGGAAGCGGCCGCCGACUAUGCCAAGCUCCUCGUGCAGCGCAAGAAGGAAUCCAAGGCUAAGCGCGAUGAGGCCAAGCGUCGUCGUUCUGCUUCUAUUCGCGAGUCGAAGAGCUCCGUGUCGAGUGACAAGAAGUAAAACUGCAAUGCAAAUUGUGUGCAGCCACAAGCAACACCAAUCUUGUAACAUCUACCCACAUCGUAUAAGAAACACAAUUGUAGCCGUUUGAUAAUAAAUAUGUCAAUGGUCUAAAGAUA